Molecule: messenger RNA, 567 nt
Organism: Symbiodinium sp. CCMP2456
Lineage: Eukaryota; Dinophyceae; Suessiales; Symbiodiniaceae
Source: the annotation of a GenBank genome assembly
AUGGCAAUGCCAGGCCAGCGGCUCCGGCUUUCAGUUGCCUUCGGAGCUUCUGACACCUUCCCGGCGUUGUUGCAGGAGCUCAACGGCCAGUCGAAGGUCCUUCGAAGCAUCGAUGACCGGCUGACAACGACCCAGGCGCUGGUCCCCAAGGCGCUGGGGAAGAUGAAGUGCGAGAUACCGGGCCACGAGGGCGACGUCAAAGCAGCUAUGGACAAGCUGAUGGAAGAUUCGGUCGUCAUAAAGGAGCAGGUGGGCACCAUCAUUGACCGGCUACAUGACUCCGCCAACGAAGCGAUGGCUUUCAAUGACCUGAUGCACAGGCAGUUCGAGUACAAAGGCAACCGCUUGCCGGAAGAAGUCUCCGAGUUCUCUGGUACAGUGGUGUCCAAUCUCCACCGCGCCGAGGAUAUGGCGAAGAAGGAAAUGGUCGCUGGUGCGAAGGACCUGGUGCGAAUGGCGGAAGAAGUUCGAACCAUGAUCAUGGCUUCCGCGAUGCCCACAUCCAUGUGCCUCCUCGGUGCCCCUCCGAUCCAGAGACGCAAUGCCAACGCAGCAUCGUUUCUGUGA